Messenger RNA from Anopheles cruzii, 1521 nucleotides. Its product is annotated as UDP-glucosyltransferase 2-like. Lineage: Eukaryota; Metazoa; Arthropoda; Insecta; Diptera; Culicidae. The annotation marks the transcript as partial. The record is from RefSeq and is a predicted model, not a curated record. The transcript is spliced from 5 exons. Gene Ontology annotation, molecular function: UDP-glycosyltransferase activity.
AUGUUAGCUAUAGGCAGUGUGUUGAGUGUGCUAUUUUCACUGGCGCAAGUCGAUACGGCCAACAUAUUGUGCUUGAUGGGAGUGCCCAGUCCUAGUCAUCAUAUAUGGAAUCGAUCCAUAAUGGACGCGCUGGCCCGUGCGGGACACAACUUGACCAUCCUGUCGGCAGAUGUCGAACGGAAUCAACCCAGCAAUGUGCACUAUGUCGAGUUAGAAGAAAUAUACCCCACGCUUUACAGUGGUCCUGAGACGAUCGAUCUGGUCGAGAUGGCCAAUGAGAACCUGUUCAAAAGUGUCGUCACAUUCUAUCGAGAUUUCGUGAUUCUCGAGUGUGUCGGAAUUCUGAAGUCUAAAGGAUUACGCACCGUGUUGGACUAUCCAGACAAUUUCCGGUUCGAUCUGGUCCUGCACGACUUUACCUUGGGCCCAUGCCUGCUCGGUUUGCUACAUAAGUUCCACUAUCCGCCACUGGUCAGUGUGACCGCGUUCAACAACCCGCCGUACUCGACGGAUGCGAUCGGUGGGCACAAGUACUACUCCUACGUACCGUUCUACUCACUCAGUUACGACUCGGACAUGAGCUUCUUCCAGCGGGUUCAUAACACGCUUCUGAGUUUGGCGGAUUAUUGCUAUCGGACGUACGUGUCACAUCCGCGAAUUGAUCAAAUGAUGCGUGACUACUUCCCGUACCCGGACCUACCAUACGCGGCCAAGCUGCACCAGCACUCCAAGCUGCUUUUGGUGAACGCACACUACUCGAUCGAUUUUCCCGAAUCCUCUCCACCGAACCUCAUCCCCGUCGGUGGGCUACAGAUCCGGGACCCGGAACCGCUACCCACCGACCUGGAACAGUUUGUAAACGCCAGCCGGAAGGGUGCAAUUUUGUUCUCGCUCGGCACCAACAUUCGCAGCGAUCAACUCGGUGAGGCCCGGCAACGUAUGAUCAUCGAGGCGCUUGGUCAGCUGCCCGAAUAUCACUUUCUGUGGAAGUUCGAGACCGACCUUCAGCUCAACCUACCAACGAAUGUUAUGGUGCGGAAGUGGUUUCCACAGAACGACAUUUUGGCCCAUCGUAAGACCAAAGCGUUCGUGACGCAUGCUGGACUGCUGAGCACACACGAAGCCGUGUGGUACGGGGUACCAAUCGUGGGCAUUCCCUUCAUAACCGAUCAGCACCGGAAUCUAGAACGCUGCGUUCGUAAAGGCGUGGCACGGCGUGUCGUCUUCCAAACGAUGAGCAGCGACAAGCUUAAGCAGGCCUUGCAGGAUGUUUUGGAGGAUCCCAAGUAUCGCAGCCGCAUGGCGGCACAGUCUGCACUGUUUCGCGAUCAGCCCGAGAAACCAUUGGCACGCGCCGUCUGGUGGAUCGAGUGGGUCCUGCGUCACCCGAACGCGACGGAGCUGCAGUCGCCCGUGCUGAAGCUGGGAUUUCUCAGAACGAAUCUGGUCGACGUAGGCAUCUUUCUGCUAUGUAUUCCACUUGUUGGUGUGCUCGUGUUUAUGAGACUGGUGCUGCGAACG